AUGGUGAUGGUUGCAAGAAAUCUGAGUGUGGAGACAACCUUUGCCCUCUUAGGGUUCACAGAUUACCCAGAGCUUCAGGUUCCCCUCUUCCUCGUGUUUCUGAUCAUGUACAUCAUCACUGUGGUUGGAAACCUUGGGAUGAUAGCAAUCAUUAAAAUUAACCCCAAAUUUCACACCCCCAUGUACUUUUUCCUUAGUCACCUCUCUUUUGUUGAUUUUUGUUACUCCUCCAUUGUCACUCCCAAGCUGCUUGAGAACUUGGUCAUGGCAGACAAAAGCAUCUUCUACUUCAGCUGCAUGCUGCAGUACUUCCUGUCCUGCACUGCGGUGGUGACAGAGUCCUUCUUGCUGGCAGUCAUGGCCUAUGACCGUUUUGUGGCCAUCUGUAACCCUCUGCUUUAUACAGUGGUCAUGUCACAGAGGCUCUGUGCCUUGCUGGUGGCUGGGUCGUAUCUCUGGGGUAUGUUUGGCCCCUUGGUUCUUCUUUGCUAUGCUCUCCAUUUAGACUUUUCUGGUCAUAAUGUAAUCAACCACUUUUUCUGUGAAUACACUGCUCUCAUCGCUGUCUCAAGCUCCAAUACACACAUUCCCCACCUGCUGCUUUUUGGCUUCGCCACCUUCAAUGAGGUGAGUACGCUACUGAUCAUCCUCACUUCCUAUGUUUUUAUUUUUGUGACUGUACUAAAAAUCCGUUCUGCCAGCGGGCGUCGCAAAGCGUUCUCCACCUGUGCCUCCCACCUGACGGCCAUCACCAUCUUCCACGGGACCAUACUUUCCCUCUACUGUGUGCCCAACUCCAAAAACUCUCGGCAGACAGUCAAAGUCGCCUCUGUGUUUUACACAGUUGUCAACCCCAUGCUGAACCCUCUGAUCUAUAGCCUGAGGAAUAAAGAUGUGAAGGAUGCCUUUCGGAAAUUAAUAGAGGCAAAAGGCCCAUUUUACUGA
Messenger RNA from Lemur catta (Ring-tailed lemur), 945 nucleotides. RefSeq names its product olfactory receptor 5D14. Lineage: Eukaryota; Metazoa; Chordata; Mammalia; Primates; Lemuridae. The record is from RefSeq and is a predicted model, not a curated record. Gene Ontology annotation, molecular function: olfactory receptor activity; G protein-coupled receptor activity; odorant binding. Gene Ontology annotation, biological process: G protein-coupled receptor signaling pathway; sensory perception of smell. The transcript has a single exon. The coding region runs from base 1 to 945 and encodes 314 amino acids. Gene Ontology annotation, cellular component: membrane.